Entelurus aequoreus (snake pipefish) is the source of this 1101-nucleotide messenger RNA. RefSeq lists its product as uncharacterized. The record is from RefSeq and is a predicted model, not a curated record. NCBI's taxonomy places the organism in Eukaryota, Metazoa, Chordata, Actinopteri, Syngnathiformes, Syngnathidae. The transcript has a single exon. The coding region runs from base 1 to 1101 and encodes 366 amino acids.
AUGCAGCUGCUUCAGAGGCACACGUCAGCAGUCCCGCCCCCUGACGACACGUCACCGUCAACAGUCCCGCCCCAUGACGACACGUCGUCAUCAACAGUCCCGCCCCCUGGUGACACGUCGUCAUCAACAGUCCCGCCCCCUGAUGACACGUCGCCGUCAACAGUCCCGCCCACUGACGACACGUCGUCAUCAACAGUCCCGCCCUCUGACGACACGUCGCCAUCAACAGUCCCGCCCCCUGACGACACGUCGCCGUCAUCAGUCCCGCCCCCUGACGACACGUCACCAUCAACAGUCCCGCCCCCUGACGACACGUCGCCGUCAACAGUCCCGCCCCCUGACGACACGUCGCCGUCAACAGUCCCGCCCCCUGACGACACGUCGCCGUCAUCAGUCCUGCCCCCUGACGACACGUCGCCGUCAACAGUCCCGCCCCCUGACGACACGUCGCCAUCAACAGUCCCGCCCCCUGACGACACGUCGCCGUCAACAGUCCCGCCCCCUGACGACACGUCGCCGUCAACAGUCCCGCCCCCUGACGACACGUCGCCGUCAACAGUCCCGCCCCCUGACGACACGUCGCCGUCAACAGUCCCGCCCCCUGACGACACGUCGCCGUCAUCAGUCCCGCCCCCUGACGACACGUCGCCAUCAACAGUCCCGCCCCCUGACGACACGUCGCCGUCAUCAGUCCCGCCCCCUGACGACACGUCGCCAUCAACAGUCCCGCCCCCUGACGACACGUCGCCGUCAACAGUCCCGCCCCCUGACGACACGUCGCCGUCAACAGUCCCGCCCCCUGACGACAUGUCGCCGUCAACAGUCCCGCCCCCUGACGACACGUCGCCGUCAACAGUCCCGCCCCCUGACGACACGUCGCCGUCAUCAGUCCCGCCCCCUGACGACACGUCGCCGUCAUCAGUCCCGCUGCCCGCCCCCCACCCGACCCUCCCAGCAGCCCCAAUCUGCCCAGAAAGUGGACAUGCGCAGCGUUCAACAUGGAAUAUGAUUUCCUGCAAUCCUUUCAUCCCUUUAGCUUUGUUUUCUCCCAGAAUGCAUCACUCCAACUCUCACACAGUAAGUCCGAACCGUUUUCAGUGA